AUGUUGGCUAAAGUACCAGCCGGCGGAGUUAAAACUCGUAAAGGUUGCCGUACUAUGAAAGGGGAUACAAAGAAGGUUAAGCGGCUUUUGGUGCGCCGCAAUAACAUCAUUGGUUCGGCUAAAUUGAUAAAGGAGUAUGACGCUAAUUUCGUGUUCGAGCGAGACUUUCCGCAAAUCAAAUUUCGCAUCGAAAAGCUUGAUUCACUUUGGGACGAAUUUAAUGAAAUCCAAGCUGAAAUCGAAUGUGAACACGAGAUCAGUGACGAGCUCGCUGAUGAGCGUGUCGAGUUUGAAACAAUAUAUUUCGAGUUAAAAGGAUCCCUGUCGAAUAAACUAGCAGCAGUUACAGAUGUAUCCUCCCCCCUACCAACCUCGCCUACUGCUCCACCUACUCAAACGUUUGGUGUCCGAUUGCCUGAGAUCAAAAUCCCAGAAUUCAAGGGCGACUUUGAUGAAUGGAUGAAUUUCCAUGACUUGUUCUAUACUCUCAUACACAGUAACACUCAGUUGUCGCCAAUACAAAAAUUUCAAUACUUGAAAGCUGUUCUGAAGGGAGAUGCUCUUCGUUUGGUACAGUCACUGGCUGUGAGCUCAGCCAAUUAUAUGAUUGCAUGGGAUUUGCUCAAAAAACGAUUUGAUAACAAACAUUAUCUGAUCAAACAACAUCUAUCUGCACUUCUCUCCUCUCCAUCUCUCAAAAGAGAGUCUUCGUCUGCGCUUUCGGAUUUGGCGGACACGUUCGAAAAACAUCUUAGCAUGUUAAACAAAUUAGAAGACCCACAGGAUCAUUGGAACUCCUUUUUGGUUGAGCUAUUGAGCAGUCGGCUCGAUGCUGUGUCACAAAAGGAGUGGGAAAAUCAUUUGGAUGAUGAUUCUCGACCAACCUAUAAUGAUUUGAUCAAAUUUAUACACAAACGCUCUCGAAUUCUCCAAUCACUAACGCUCUCCCAGUCGUCAAAUGCAAGCGGCAAGCCAGAACCAAAGUAUCAUCGAAUAAAUGUAUCAUCUCAUCCUGUCAUAGCAAAUGAAGAUGCUAAAGCGUGUGCAGCUUGCCACAGAGGCACACACGCUCUCAGUGGCUGUGAGAGUUUCGUCAAGCUCUCGCCAAAAUUACGUUUCAACUUGGUGAAGAGGCACGGGUUCUGCUUGAACUGCUUAAAACCUUCACAUUUAUUGAAAGAUUGUACCUCUGCUGGAUCAUGUCGAAUAUGCAACAAACGUCAUAAUACCAUGUUGCAUUUAAACACUUCUGCCGCGCUGACUGUUCAAGUAGCUGAUAGCACAACUAGCACUAAUACCCUUGCUCAAACUCGAUCAUCCUCACAAUCGGCUGCGGUCGUCGAGUCGUCGUUGUCGGUAGAUCCGUGCAUUGUCGAUCAAGCGCACGGCAUCCCUCGGUUAAUGGGACGCGAUCGCUCGUCGUCGGGGGGCCAAAAUAAAUCGAUUUCGUUUAUUCCGUCGUCGCCGGGACCGUCAGGCUCGGCUCAUGGUUCUUCACACACUACUAGCUAUCCAGUCAUGACUAUGAAAAAGACUAACACAACUGUCUUUAUGUUGACAGUCUAUGUCAAGGUUCGUGAUAUCAAUGGAACCUAUAUUCUCGCUCGUGCUCUACUAGACUCUGCAUCUGAGCGCAAUUUCGUAACCGAAAAUCUCGCACAAAGGCUACGAUUAAAGCGCACAGUAUCGGAAAUUGAUGUAUAUGGAAUUGGAAAUAGUAUUCAACGUGUAACCCAGUCGGUUACGAUCAAUCUUGCCUCAAGAGUGAACCAAUUCAACGCAAAUAUCGAAUUUUUAAUCCUUCCCAGUCUGACGAGAAUUCUGCCGUCUGUUGAUGUGGAUGUUUCUAAGUGGAAAAUCCCGAAGGACCUGCCGUUGGCCGAUCCAACCUUCCAUCUCGCUCACGGUAUAGACAUGAUAAUUGGUAUCCAGUGGUUUUUCUCGUUAUUGGAAAACGAUCAAAUUAGUCUUGGGCCACAAUUACCUAUUCUACACAAAACAGUGUUUGGCUACGCUGUUGCUGGUGAUCACACACAGCGUAGUCCGAUUAGAACGGCAGUCUGCAAUGCUGCAAUGACGGUCGACAAAUUAACGGCAGCCGUGCAAAGGUUUUGGGAAGUAGAAAGUUUUGACGGAGGAAAAUCAUUUUCACUGGAUGAGCAAUACUGUGAGAACCAUUUUCGCAAGACUCACUCAAGAGCACCUGACGGUCGAUAUGUCGUUCGAUUGCCGAUUCAUGAGGAAUUGUUAUCGACUAUGGGUGAGUCGUUACCGAUCGCUGAAAGAAGAUUUCAUUCACUCGAGAGAAAGCUAUCGGCUAGCACUCAGCUUCAUUCAGAUUACCACCAAUUCAUGUCUGAAUAUCAAGCGUUGGGACACAUGGAGGAAGUGUCACCGAACCUCUCAUUGCCGCAUUUUUACCUCCCACACCAUGCAAUUUUUCGACCGGACAGUAAAACAACUAAAAUUAGAGUUGUUUUUGAUGGAUCUUGUCGAUCAUCAAAUCGCCUCUCCCUGAAUGACUUAUGCUACGUAGGCCCUACAGUACAACCUACACUCAUCUCCAUAAUUCUCAAUUUUCGAUUACCAAAAUAUGUCAUCACAGCUGACAUCGAAAAGAUGUACAGGCAAAUUGUUGUACAUCAGCAGGACCGACCGUUGCAACAGAUUAUCUGGAGGAAUAAUCCAACGGACCGUUUACAAACCUAUCAGCUCAGAACUGUGACGUAUGGCACCGCCUGCGCUCCAUUCCUGGCCACACGAGUUCUGAAUCAACUUGCAGACGACGAAGUAGAUAACUACCCUCUAGCCUCGCGCGUCUUGAAACGCGCUUUUUAUGUGGAUGAUUGUUUGACCGGAGAUGACGACAAGGAUCGGCUUAGUGAAACAUGUAAACAGCUUAAUGAUCUACUUCAUGCAGGAGGUUUUGUACUACGAAAAUGGAGCUCCAGCGAUCCCGAAAUUCUACGGCACAUUCCCGAGGCACUUCAUGACCAACAAGAUAAUCUCGAAAUUGACAAAUCAUGCAUCGUGAAAACACUUGGCUUACUGUGGCAUCCGCAAUCUGAUUCUUUUGGUUUCAAAGUUCCUGUACUGAUUGAUUCGAAUCCAGUUACUAAACGCAUUGUGCUAUCCGAAAUGUCCCGUUUGUUUGAUCCGAUGGGACUUGUCGGGGCGGUCAUUGUCUCUGUGAAAAUCUUUUUGCAAUCACUAUGGUUAAACAAAUUCCAGUGGGAUGAACAGCUUCCACAAGCCUUUCAGACGUGGUGGAAAAUGUUUCGAGAGGAAAUGCAGGAGCUGAGCAAUCUCCGAAUCCCUCGGCAUGUAAUGUUAACCGGUUAUACUGAUCUUCAACUGCACUGUUUUUCAGAUGCUUCCGAUAGAGCAUACGGAUGCUGCAUUUAUGUUACAUCAUCAAAUCGCGAUGGAACUACCACAACGAAUCUUCUCAUGUCAAAGUCAAAGGUUUGUCCUCCCGACAAGCUUACGAUACCUCGUCUAGAACUGUGCGGAGCGGUCAUGGCAUCAAAGCUAGCUGACUGUAUACGAGGCUCUACUAAUAUUCAUUGCCCCAUCACCUUUUGGACGGACUCAAGCAUUGUGUUGCAUUGGCUAGCCACAUCAUCCGCGCCGUGGAAGGUUUUCGUUAGCAAUAGAAUUGCUGAAAUACACCGCUUGACAAGAGGCUCUAUGUGGCGUCAUGUUCCAACUGAAAUGAACCCUGCAGACCAUAUUUCUCGUGGAGUACUCCCAUCUCGUAUAAUUAACGAAGAACUCUGGUGGCACGGUCCCUCUUAUCUAAACAAUGAUUCAAGCUGUUGGCCACAAAACAUUGUGGAGCUUUCGCCGUUGCAUUUGCAAGCUCGAGAGGAAGAAAGCAAAGAGAUCGUAUCACUUGUCGUCGUUUCUCAGCCUUCAAUGCUUUCAUUUGUUGCUGCUCAUUCAACUCUAGUCCCAUUACAACGCAAGAUUGCUUGGAUACUAAGAUUUAUACACAAUUGUCGCACCAAGCAUCGUUUGCAAGGUCCCCUUUCGCCAGCUGAGCUGGAUAAUUCUCUGAAUUUACUUGUCAAGCAAGCGCAAGAAGAAUGUUUUGCCGCUGAAAUCCGCUUCUUGAAACUGCAUAAUGGACCAUCAAAUAAGAACUUCAAUUUCAAAUCGCACUUGAAAACUCGGAAUCCCUUUCUAGAUGAGCAGGGCCUACUAAGGCUGUAUGGCCGCCUGUGUAAUAAUGAAAUUCCGUUCGACACUCGAUAUCCUAUCGUUCUACCACAGAAUCAUCACCUAACUACUUUAAUUGCCACCAACGUGCACAUUAAAACACUCCACUCAGGCCCACAACUGCUACUGUCUAUACUGCGUCAAAGGUUCUGGCCUGUUAGAGGAAGAGAUUUAGCACGAAAUAUCGUAAAGAAGUGCUUGACAUGUUUUCAUUGCAAGCCAUCGAGUAUCACUCAAAUUAUGGGACCGCUACCAGCAGCUAGAGUGACUCCGUCGCGCGCGUUUCUGAAGUCCGGCGUGGACUAUUGUGGGCCAUUUUUCGUCCGUCCGCCCAGUCGCCGCGGAACGUCGGUUAAAAUAUUCGUCGCGAUUUUCGUGUGCAUGGCCUCCAAAGCGGUCCAUAUCGAAGUGGUAUACGGUUUAUCGUCGGCGUCGUUCAUUAACGUUCUUAAGCGGUUCACCUCGCGUCGCGGGCGAGUACUAGAUUUGUACUGCGAUAAUGCUCGCACGUUUGUCGGAGCCAACCGACUUCUUCAGGAGCAUAAACAACAAUUUGACGAAAUGCAUUCUUCACAUCCCACGGCCAUCUUUUGCAGCGAGACUGGCAUACGAUUUCACUUCAACCCAGCUCGAUCGCCCCACUUCGGGGGAUUGUGGGAGUCGGCUGUCAAAAUCUACAAACAUCACUUGUACCGCAUUAUGAGGGAUACGCAAUUAACCAUCGAUGAUUUCAACACCCUUACGACGCAAAUCGAAGGAAUGAUGAAUUCGCGACCCCUCACACCGUUAUCGUCGGAUCCUGCUGACGUCGUCGCAUUGACUCCAGGACACUUUCUUGUGGGAGAACCCUUAUACUCUAUUCCAGAACCAGAUUUGAGCGACAUUUCUGUUAAUCGCUUAAAUUCUUUUCAGAAGAUGCAACAAAAGGUUCAACAGUUUUGGAAGGUUUGGUCUCGUGACUACAUUGGACAGCUUCAAAACAGACAACGUUGGCCUAUGGUGCAACCAGACAUCAAGGUGGGAACACUCGUUUUGCUGAAAAAGGACUCCACUCCUCCUAUGCGAUGGAAUCUCGCACGAGUCGAUCAGACAUUUCCUGGGCGAGACGGCCACGUGAGAGUGGUUGAUGUUCGGACUUCAAACGGCGUGUAUCGACGGGCGGUCACCGAAAUCUGCCCACUCCCAAUAGAUGAUGAACCAGCACAACAACCGCAAUCUGAGACGUCACAAUCUUCACCACCAAUGUAA
Molecule: messenger RNA, 5469 nt
Organism: Wyeomyia smithii (pitcher-plant mosquito)
Lineage: Eukaryota; Metazoa; Arthropoda; Insecta; Diptera; Culicidae
Exons: 1
Coding region: 1-5469 (1822 amino acids)
Biological process (GO): DNA integration
Molecular function (GO): nucleic acid binding
Source: RefSeq, a predicted model, not a curated record